UUUGUUUUGUUUGUGAAUCAGAGAAGGUCUGAAGUUCAUGUGAGAGGGAUCCAUCCACCUUUUCUGAACAUUCACUGAUGCCAUUUUCAUUACUGCAAAAUGGAAAUUCUGUUCGGAUUAUACACUCUGGGGAGCAUAACCUUCAUCAUCCUGCUUAUUCUUCUGAUGUAUACGUUACAUUCUCCAAUUAAAAGCUACAUACAUAAAUGGAGGGAGAUGAAGCCAAUUCCUGGAAUGGAAGGCGCUUUCCCAUUCAUUGGGAAUGCUUUGCAGUUCAAAGCCAAUACAGGAGAUUUUUUCAACCAGAUUAUUGAGGGGACUAAUGAAAACAGACACAGGCCUCUCGUGAAGGUCUGGGUGGGACCCAUCCCCUUCCUGGUUUUAUUUCAUGCAGAGACAAUUGAGGCUGUCCUCAGCAAUUCCAAGCAUCUAGAUAAAUCUUAUCCUUAUAGAUUUCUGCACCCUUGGCUUGGCACGGGCUUACUCACCAGCACAGGAGACAAGUGGCGCAAUCGACGCAAAAUGCUGACCCCAACAUUUCACUUCUCUAUCCUCACUGACUUCCUCGAGGUGAUGAAUGAACAGAGUGAAAUUUUGAUCCAGAAGAUGCUGAAACAUGUAGACGGAGAACCAUUUAACUGCUUCAGCUACAUUACGCUUUGUGCCUUGGAUAUUAUAUGCGAAACAGCAAUGGGCAAAAGAAUCUAUGCACAGAGUAAUGCUGACUCAGAAUAUGUCCAGACUGUGUAUAAGAUGAGUGACAUCAUCACCCGGAGACAGAGAGCACCAUGGUGGUGGCCUGACUGGAUUUAUAAUAUUUUUGGAGAGGGUAAAGAGCAUGCAAAAAGACUCAAGCUUUUACACUCCUUCACUGUGGGUGUGAUCAAAGAGAGAACAGAGCAUGUGAGUGAAGGAUCUGACAGUGAGUCUGACCAUGGCCUGAGAAAGAGAAGGGCCUUCUUGGACAUGCUGUUGAAAACAAGAGAUGAUGCUGGUGCUGCGAUGAGCCAUGAGGACAUUCAGGAGGAAGUGGACACCUUCAUGUUUGAGGGGCAUGACACCACUGCAGCUUCCAUGAACUGGGCUUUACAUCUGAUAGGCUCUCAUCCAGAGGUCCAGAAGAAAGUACAGGCUGAGCUACAGGAGGUGUUUGGUUCAUCACAGCGUCACGUGGGAGUGGAGGACCUAAAAAGACUGCGGUACCUGGAGUGUGUCAUCAAGGAAAGUCUGCGAAUCUUCCCUGCAGUGCCACUGUUUGCACGCAGCAUCUGCGAGGACUGUCACAUCAAUGGUUUCAAAGUUCCAGAAGGUGUAAAUGCUGUGAUCAUCCCAUAUGCUCUCCAUCGCGAUCCUCGUUUCUUUCCGGAGCCUGAGGAGUUCAGACCUGAGCGCUUCCUUCCAGAGAACAGCACAGGAAGACACCCAUACGCAUACAUCCCAUUCUCUGCCGGUGCUCGGAACUGCAUUGGCCAGCGCUUUGCUAUGAUGGAAGAGAAGGUGGUUCUUGCCACCGUGUUGCGUCACUUUGAUGUGAAGGCAUGUCAGAGUCGGGAAGAGCUGAGACCCCUGGGGGAGCUCAUACUCCGUCCGGAGAAGGGCAUCUGGAUCCAACUAGACAAGAGGACCAACUAAACCCGAGCCUUGUCUUGUAUGAAACUUGGUUGGUUCUUCGGGAAUGAGGUACAGAGAUUUUGCCUGUUGUUUGUCUGCAUAAACAAAAUGUAUGUCAUAGGAAAUCUUUUGUACUUCUGUAGACUUGGGGUCACUUCUUUGUGUACUUCACUGCAUCCAGUAGAAAUUUACAGUUUCCAUGCUCUCAGUAUCCUACAGUGAGAAGUGUGUACUCUUUUCUAUGGCACACUGUAUAUCCAUGAGUUAACACAGACAAUUCUUUAAAAAAAAAAAAGUAUUGAAUGUAUCAGAUGAAUAUAACAAUUAAUAAUACUAAAUGAUACUAUUAAAGAUUGUAAACAUUUGUUCAAUAUCAUUGUUAUUAUCUAAAUGAAGAAUUUGGGGGACAUCUGUUAUACUGUAGCAAAACUUUCACUGACAGUGUGUGAAGGAGUGGGCCAUUUUCGUGGCAUAUACUUAGUUUUGAACAUUGGCGGGGUUGACGUGCAUGGGUAUGCUUCCCAAUUUUUUUUAAUAAAAUAAAAUAAAUAAAUAAAUUUGAAAAAUAAUCACCUUUGUUAUAUCUGCAGUGUCAUUACAUCAUAUCUCUCUAGGUAUCUGUCCAACUAUCUAUCUAUUUAUCUUUGUCCAAACAUAGCCAUUAAAGAUUUUCACUUGGGCCAGUACCAGUGGAAAAAUCCAGGAUGGAAACAGGAAGUAAAAAGAAUGAAUAGGGGGAUGAGUUGCCUAGCAGUGAUUUGAGGAGGUUCACACUGGAUGCAUUGAUUAUAUUGAAGUUUCACAUUACCUCAGAACAUUUAGAAGAACAAGAAUUUCCUUCAUGGGAUCUAUAAAGUAUCUAUCUAUCCAUCCAUCCAUCCAUCCAUCCAUCCAUCCAUCCAUCCAUCCAAAUAAUAACAUAAAAAAGGCACUGGGUCAUCUGUGAACAAAAGACAGCAUGAUGUCCAGUGUGAACCUUUUUGUUAUUAAUAACAAUGGGAACUACUAAAAUAAAAGUUUAUAAAAUAAAAAUGACACUAGGCACUAUAACAUUUUUAACACUAUAUAAGUUUUUCACUAACUUGUUAUAUGGAUAGUCUAUAUAGUAUAUAUAUGGUAAUAUAUAUGGAGUAUCAUUAGCUAGAUUACACCAGUCAAACAGCCAUAAUCAUGCACUGUGUUGUGCAACGAAGAGGGACAUUUAGUAUUUUAUCUGAUUUAUUUAUUACCUCACAAUUGAUUCCAAACACCAAUAAUGUUAUUUAAACGUAAGUGAUUUCUACUUAUGUUUCUGUUGAUCAUGGUAUAAAUAUAAGGUUGUAAUUGUUAGGUGUGAUUAUUGGGGGGAGGUCGGCACAAGCCCCAACCCCACUCCCACAGGAAAGUAUGCCCCUAGUCAUUUUUAUUAUUACUAUUAAUUUAAAAAAAAAAGUCAUAUUUUAAUUUAAUGUUUUAAAAUAGCCACAAGACAAGUUAGUUCGUCUUCUUUUUAUUUAUUUUGAAGUUAAUACGACAAGACAAUCCAAAAUAUAUAUAUAAGUGCAGAGUCGUCCUUAAGACUCUCCUGUCUUAGGCAUUGCUUACUGAGCAUUCCAAAAGUGCUGACUCCUGAAACUGCUUCCAUAAACGUUUUAUAAACACCUCACUGCAGAAAACACCAUAUCAGCAAUUAUAUGUAUUUCUUUUUAAAAUAAAAGCACAAAAUCUAUUUAUCCUUAGUCUUAGAUUGUUUAUACCAUUCAAGUGCCUGUGAAUUAGCUGUUACUAAGUAAUUAAUAUAGACCAAGCACAUUAAUGUAAAUCUGUGAUUUCUCUUCCAGACAUCGAUCCUAUAGUGCAGAAUAAACUGUCAAUUUAGUAUUUUAUUCGGAGAUACCUGUUUAUUAGCUCAGUGUGCUGGCAAAUCACUGUAUUGUCACUGUUAUAACUUCUGGGAAUGAUUUCCAGCAGAGUUUCAAUACUAAACAAACUGCUAACUUCUAAAUUCCUCUCCUCCUUAGAUCAGCUGUGUAUGAGCCAAACAAUCUAGCAAUUGGCAUUGGCAUUAUUGGUCCAGUUGCAAGAUUGGCUUUCUGUAGAUAAAAAUAAACGUCUGGCAGGAGCAAAUCUUGACUAAAUAGAUUGUGGGUAUUACCUUCUAUUCUGAUAUUCAUCUUUUGCUUUUCCUAUAGCAGAGUUUCCAGUAUUAGUUCCAUUUUUUC
This is a messenger RNA of Hemibagrus wyckioides, 3812 nucleotides long. RefSeq names its product cytochrome P450 4V2. Bases 100 to 1632 code for a protein of 510 amino acids. Gene Ontology annotation, molecular function: heme binding; iron ion binding; oxidoreductase activity, acting on paired donors, with incorporation or reduction of molecular oxygen. The transcript is spliced from 11 exons. The record is from RefSeq and is a predicted model, not a curated record. NCBI's taxonomy places the organism in Eukaryota, Metazoa, Chordata, Actinopteri, Siluriformes, Bagridae.